AUGAUACGAGACGAGUUUCCUCAUACUGAAUCUGCUGCAAAACUUGGAUAUAAUACAGGCAUUGGACCUCUUUUGCCAACAGCAUUGGAUCCUAAAGAUGUCUUAUUUAUUAUCAUGGGCAGCGUAAAAUAUAUUCAUAAGGCUAAGCUUCUCACAGAAACAUGGUUACAGUGGUCUCAAGGUAACUUUUUCAUCUUUGCUGAUGCUGCUAACACAAGUAUUCCUUUAACAACUUUACCCCGACUUGAAAAGAAACCUUCCAGAGAAGAUGCACAACAUAGACAAUUGUUAGGAUCACAAUGGAUAAUUAGUAAUAAGUCUGAAUUAAUUAAGAAAGUAAAAUGGUUUGUGUUUGCAGAUGAUGAUACAUGGAUUAAUGUACCUGCCCUUCUAUCCUAUCUUCAAUGGUUUGAUCAUCGAUUGUUGUUAUCAAUUGGAUACAUUUGGGACGAUAUGUGGAUGCCAGGAUGGUCAUACUUCUCUGGAGGUGGUGGUGUUGUCUUUUCUCAAGCUGCAUUUAUAUCAACUAUGCCUGCGAUGUAUACGAAAGAAUGUCCUUUUCAAUCAUGGAAUGAUGUCACUUUCAUGUAUUGUCAAAAACAAAAAGGAGUGACCAAAAUUCAUUCAGAUCGAUUCUUUUAUGAUAAGGCUCACGUCAUCAGUACAUCUCAUCAUCUUUCGCCCGUUUCUUACGUUGGUAAAGUGACAUUUCACUAUAUUAACGAUGCUGCUAUUGCUAGAAGAAUGACAUGUGAUGUCGCUGUUUAUUGGAAAUGGCUGAUCAAAGGAUGCGAUAAUGUCAAGCGAGAUGAUAUGCCCCAUUUGCGUUUUUGA
Molecule: messenger RNA, 834 nt
Organism: Rotaria sp. Silwood1
Lineage: Eukaryota; Metazoa; Rotifera; Eurotatoria; Philodinida; Philodinidae
Source: the annotation of a GenBank genome assembly